Messenger RNA from Soboliphyme baturini, 432 nucleotides. The record is from the annotation of a GenBank genome assembly. Lineage: Eukaryota; Metazoa; Nematoda; Enoplea; Dioctophymatida; Soboliphymatidae.
AUGCUUUCGAGCGGUAACCUUCGUCGUAAAUGCAUUACUGCUUCGUCGCAUCACUUCGGCGGUGCUUGGGAUAGCGAACUCUCUAGAUUGAUGCUACUUUACACGACCGUCUCCUUCUUCAGCAGAGAGUCGUUCAGGAAGACCUGCGUAUCAGAUGCCGAGACGGCAGCUAAACCUGCUGCGAUUAACGUAACAUGGUUAUGCCCCGUGGUGUCGUUAGCAAUGGGCACCGUUUUCUGUGCUGUGUGGUUAACGUUUUUAUCGAAUCCGGAAACGAUGGUCGAAGGGGUUCAUCAUUAUCGAUCAGCGGUGUUCAUGUACGCGGCGUCGUUGUUUAUCGAAAGCUUGGCAGAACCGCUUUGGAUCCUGAGUCAGAGUUUCAACUUUGUUCUUCUUAAAGUAGACGUUUCGUUGCGCCAGGUGAACGACUGA